Elgaria multicarinata webbii is the source of this 6279-nucleotide messenger RNA. It is a transcript of the gene PPARD, whose product is annotated as peroxisome proliferator activated receptor delta. Gene Ontology annotation, biological process: negative regulation of cholesterol storage; negative regulation of transcription by RNA polymerase II; fatty acid metabolic process. Gene Ontology annotation, molecular function: DNA-binding transcription repressor activity, RNA polymerase II-specific; RNA polymerase II cis-regulatory region sequence-specific DNA binding; zinc ion binding. The transcript has 10 exons. Gene Ontology annotation, cellular component: nucleus. Bases 399 to 1727 code for a protein of 442 amino acids. The record is from RefSeq and is a predicted model, not a curated record. Lineage: Eukaryota; Metazoa; Chordata; Lepidosauria; Squamata; Anguidae.
GUCGCUGCUGCUGUCGGGCCAGUGGGGGUUUUAAUGGCAAAAGUUCUGCGCUGAGUGUGGUCGGGGAGCGCGCGCCUCGUCGCCAGCAGGGACUAUUGUCAAAUAAUGGACACCUGAUGUCUAAACGACUGUCUGUGAUAAGGAAGGACCCAUGAAGAUCUAUGUUUAGUUUUCUUCCACAUGGGACUUCCCUCAUGCCGACAUGGUAACUACAGGGUGGCUCUCACCAACAGGUGAACAGGGACAGCUGCUCCAAAGAGAUGCUACAGGCCUUCUGCCGAAUUCGCCUUGUGGGCUAGAAGGAACAGCCUGAUAGGGGCCCAUUUCCAGACAGACGUGGAUGAUGCCAGAGCUAUGACAGGGGCUGCAGUCUUGGCACUGAAGGGUGGUGAACAGUUAUGGAACAGCCAAAGGAGGAAGUACCUGAGGUCAGGGAAGAGGAGGAGGAAGAGGAAGAGGCAGUGACGACAGUAGGUGGAACCUCAGACCCAAAUGAAGGACCAGAUAAUUCAACACCUUCUAUCAGCUACACAGAUCUUUCCCAGAGUUCUUCACCUUCUUUAUCAGAUCAACUCCAGAUGGGCUGUGAUGAGGCAACCUCAGGAAGUCUGAAUGUAGAAUGCAGGGUCUGUGGUGACAAGGCAUCAGGGUUCCACUACGGAGUGCAUGCAUGUGAGGGUUGCAAGGGCUUCUUUCGUCGAACAAUCCGUAUGAAGCUGGAGUAUGAGAAAUGUGAGCGGAACUGUAAGAUCCAGAAAAAGAACCGAAACAAGUGCCAGUACUGCCGCUUUCAGAAAUGCCUCUCCCUGGGCAUGUCACACAAUGCCAUUCGUUUCGGCCGCAUGCCAGAAGCUGAGAAAAGGAAGCUAGUGGCAGGACUGACAGCGACUGAGAUCAACUGCCAGAACCAGCAGGUGGCUGACCUGAAAGUCUUUUCCAAGCACAUCUACAAUGCCUACCUGAAAAAUUUUAACAUGACCAAAAAGAAAGCACGAGGUAUUUUGACUGGGAAAGCCAGCAGCACCCCGCCUUUUGUGAUUCAUGACAUGGAUACCCUGUGGCAAGCAGAAAAGGGUCUGGUAUGGAAACAGCUGGUGAAUGGGAUACCACCAUACAAGGAGAUUGGUGUCCAUGUUUUUUAUCGCUGUCAGUGCACAACAGUGGAGACUGUGCGGGAGCUCACAGAAUUUGCCAAGAGCAUCCCUAGCUUCAUCAGCCUUUAUCUUAAUGACCAAGUGACUCUGCUGAAAUACGGGGUGCAUGAGGCCAUCUUUGCCAUGCUUGCCUCCAUCAUGAAUAAGGAUGGACUCCUGGUGGCCAAUGGGAAUGGCUUUGUGACACGUGAGUUCCUGCGCAGCUUGCGCAAGCCCUUCAGUGAAAUCAUGGAGCCCAAAUUUGAAUUUGCUGUGAAGUUCAAUGCUCUGGAGCUGGAUGACAGUGACUUGUCUCUGUUUGUAGCUGCCAUCAUCCUGUGUGGAGACCGUCCUGGCCUGAUGAACGUUAAACAGGUAGAGGAGAUUCAAGAUAAUAUCCUCCAGGCCCUUGAGUUCCACCUGCAGGCCAACCACCCAGAUACUCAAUACCUCUUCCCUAAGCUGUUGCAGAAAAUGGCUGACUUGCGACAGUUAGUGACUGAGCAUGCACAGCUGGUGCAGAAGAUAAAAAAGACAGAGACGGAGACUUCUCUGCACCCACUCCUGCAGGAAAUUUACAAGGACAUGUACUGAGGAGUCUGUAUUUAUGAGAUAGGUUAAAGCCAUGGAAUCCAGCAAAAUGCUUUGUACAUUGCAAAGAAAUCCCCGUGUCUUCCAUUCCUUCUACUGGAAUUGCUUUUCUAUAUGAUUGAGUACUGUACAUACAGCAAAAGACUUGGUAUCUACCAUGUGGUGGUAGGUCAGGGCUUCCGUUAACAUACACUAAGCAAAACUUAAAGGCACAUCAUAAGCUAAAUCUCUGUUGCUUCAGAUCAGCUGUUAUACCGUUCCAGAGCAGCUGAUGUGUUUACACACACCUUGCAAAUAAUGCUUGAAGCAUGGGUUGGAUUGUUCUAUUGGACAACAUAGAUUGUGUCCAAACCAUUAAAGCAAGCAAUAGCAUGUCUAGCAGGUACAGGAACAGCACUUGCAUCAUAUAUCCGUUGUAUAUUAUUUUUAUAUUGCACUCUGAACUUUAGCUUGGCCCUAAGUCAUAUAUUCUCGGUUGUUACAAAGAAAGGGCGUGUAUGUGUAUAAAUUUCCCAAAGAAACCUCCAAGUGUUUGAUGAAGGGUACGAACACUCCUUGUGAAGGCUCUUUGAGGGGAAAGGCCUUUGCUCUUCUCCUCGGUGCACAAAAAUGGAUACGCCUUCUGCAUGAAAGGCCAUACCUCCUGUCCUCCAUAUUGGUCUCUUUUUUCUUUGGGGUGCUCUUUGAUGCCAUUUGUUGAAGCUCUCUGUGGAUGCUUGCUAAGUUACUGCAAGGAGAUGUGCUUUUUUACCCCAUUCCUUGCACCACUACAGUGAUUGCCAAAUAAUGGAGUUGGGCCUGAAAGAGGAUGGGGGUGGGAAUUUGCUCUCAGAUGGCAGCUGCCAAAAGUCAAUUUGCUUCCUUCCUCUGAGCUAUGGUAAGUUUGACACUUUCUGGAGUUUAGAAAAAAGCACCCUUCUCUGAGGGGAUAUGUGGAUUCUGCUCUCAAAAGUGCAGCACAGACAAUUGCGAGAUGAGGGUGUUUCAAGGAUGUUAGUGAAGACAGUGACGACUGCUUUUGUUGUUUGAUGCUUUUCCCCCUCCCCUUUCUUGGUCUUCACCAAGCUGCCCAAGAGAUCUGAAGGAGGCCUCCUGAUACGUGAACUGCAAUUGUGCCUUUGCCACAAGCCCAUUCACACACUGUGCUGGUUUUGCCCAUUGUUUUGCCUACCUUCAUAAUAAAAGUGUUAGCAAGAACCACUGAAUAAGUAAAUGGCAUUUCAACAUCUCACCCAUCAACAUUUCCUCCCCAGAGAGUCACAACAAUUUAUUGUAUAUUUCCCAGAAGCUAAGAUCAGACUAAAACAUUCUUAGCUCCUUUACCUUCCUGGGUUGGCCCUGGGUUCAGUCCUUAGGGAUCUCACCUAACACCAUUUGCUAUUGUAAAUUCACAUUGAGCAUAGGUCUUUUUUGCCAGUUAGUGCAGAAGGAUUUCCAGUUGCAGGGAGGUCAUUGUUAUAUGCAUGUGUGGACCACCUGGGGCCGUUCUGCCUAGUCAUGGUUGAUGCAUUGUGUGAGUUGUCUGGCUUCCAUCUGUGACUUACAAUACAUCCCCAGCAUCAUGCUAAUCUAAUUACAUCAUAUUACAUUAGCAUGAUGCUAGAGAGUGACCUAAGGGCUUUGUGGUUUUAAUUCUGGUACUUCUUUAUUUUAUUUUAUUUUUACUUUUUUGCAAUGUGGCCUUAGGCAAAUUUGGGUGUGUCUGUACCUUUUAAAAUAGUUUGCAUACUUUCGAGGAGUUGGGAUGGGGAAACUACUGUCAAAAGAACAUGAAGUAGCUAACAAUGUAAUACCUAUAGAAGUAUAAAGUGACAGACUUCCAGGUGGUGCAAAAAUCGUUUGAGCUCACCAUUUCAGCUCAGAUGAUGUAGUUUUUCUGCCUGUUUUUCUAGAGCUUCCAGACAGCAGCAUUCUGUCUUCAUGGCUACAUUUUGGUGCAGAGAACUCUAAAGAGCUUUCAGUAUCUUACUUCAUGACAUUAGCAGGUCGGAAUAUUUAAACAUUUUCUCCCUUAAAGUACAACUAAUAUCUCUGAGAAAGGAGCAUAGCUCAUACAUCUUUAAUUUGGAUUUUCAUUGGCCUUAUGAGGAGAAGGUAAAUAAUAGUUGUAGUACCAGUUUUUCCCUCGGAGGCCGUAGCUCUUGACUCAUGCUCCUAUCCAUGAAAUACACCAUCUGCAAGAACAUCCUGUGUAGCUUUCUGUGCCUAGAUGACCUGAGAAAGUGGGCCACAUGCCUCUGAGAUCAGCUGUUUUUCAGAAAGUACCAGAGUCUUUCACCUCCACAGGCCCAUUGCUCUUACAGCACAAUCCUACACAUCGGGCUUAUAUUUAACAACUCACCUGGUAGCCAUUGGCUGCCAGAAAUUCCAUGCAGAAUACGUGAGUGGGCUGGCAAAGGGGGAACAGAUUGCUCCCAUUUUUCCACCAGCCCACUUCAUGUCUCUGCUGACUCUAAGGCCUUUGCUAGACCUACCUUAAAAUCCGCGCUGGACGAGGGGAGAGCCCGCGAUGCAACUAUCGCAGGAUCUCUCCCUCGUAUACACGCAAGGCGUGACGAGCUCACAAAGAGAGCCAUCACGCCCACCAUUUUUUUCUUUUCUUAAAGGGGCCGGAUGCAAGUAAGUUGUGGGUUUUUUAUUUAAAAAAUCAUUCUUCCCGCUCCCCCCACCCUACCCCCAAUGGGUGCAGCGCUCCUGGGGAGCGCUGCGCCCAUCCUUAGCUUCUCCCAGCUACGCGCAAGUAAUUGUGCAGAGCCAGGAAAAGCGGUGGAAUGGGCUACACACUUGUGGUCUCGGGCUCAGCCUGAGACCAUGGGAAAAAUCGGGCUAGAAGGGGUAGGCUAUAUCCCGGGGCCAGGGAGGGUUGAUCCCUCCCUGAGCUUGGGAUCCCCUGUGCGUCAUCUGGACGCACAGGGGCGAUCCCGGGUAUCAGCCUGGGAUAUAGCCUGGUCUAGCAAUGGCCUAAGACUCUUCUGUGCCAGAGGGCCAUUUUUAAAAUUAGCUUGCUGAAAGGCUAGCAGCCUGCUUUUCAAUACUAGCCGUGGAGGAGGGAACCUCCCUUUUGCAGCCAACACAGAAAUGCAGACAGACAAGUAACCCACCCACCCCAGCCCAAUACUUUUGCAGGCUAAAAACCAAGUUCAGUGAGGAUAUGAUUGCAGCCACAGUGUUCAUGUAUCAUCUCUAAGCUCCUCUUUUGAAUCUAUCAGAUAAUACUUGGUCGUUUUGAUGCAAGAUUGCCUUUCUAGUAGUGUGGAUACAUAACAGCAAAUGCAAGACCUGUUUGUGUAGCUGCUUGUUGGGUCACAACUAGGAACUGGUAAGGGAAGAACCCCAUCAUCUGCUGAUUACCUUACAACAGUGAUCUUCAACUGGUCAAGAACUAGGUUCCACCUGUAACCCGAGCCUACAACAUGCAACUUCCUUCCAAGAGCCCAUGCACCUAGGGCAUGGAGUCCAGUGGGAAAGGGGUGGAGCCCAUCCCUUCCACGCAACAAAAGGGCUGUGGCAGCACUGCUGUGAGCUGCCCCUGGGUCCCGACUCACCUGUUAAAGACUGUGCUACAGUAUUGCAAUGCUGGACUUGUCUUCCUUUAGGCAAAUUGGUAAGAAUAAAUUCUUGAAAAUACAGUGCUAAGAUCUUACAAGUGCUCUCAUCUGAGCCAUAUUUCAUCUUAUGUGUCUCAAUACAAUACAAAGGCCUAUUGUGUUUUAUUUUAUUUUAUUUAUUACAUUUUUGUACUGCCCAAUAGCCGAAGCUCUCUUGGAAUCAAGCUGUUUCUCCCUGCCACAGGAUCUGUGUUGUUCUGGAGUCACUGUUGGCAGGGAAUUUGGCAAAUGGUUUUCCUACCAUUUCCAAUCUCGAGGACCAGCAGUGCUUUAGCAGCAAAUCCCAUUACAUGCCGCUUUUUGUCUUCACUCCCAAAUCCAUGUUUAUGGAAUCCUUUGUAGUCUUUGGCCACAGGAUAGUUCCACUCACUACCUAUACAUGAUAGCUACUAUGUGUAAUUGGUUGGAAUGUUGUUGUUGUUUCUUGUUAGUGCAGGGGAAGCAAGGUGCUUCAUCCAUGCAAUCUUCUUCCAGCCCUGCACUGAUGUAAUGGCUGGUACUUGACUUUGCUGUGCCUCUAUUUCCAGAUUGGAAUAACUGAGAUAUUCCCCCUCUACCUCUCAGGACUGGUGUGAGGCUGGUGGGAUCUGUCUUAGUAAAACGAUUUGGAGUAUUCAUGUAGCAGGAGCCAGAGAUGAGCAAAUCACUUAAAAUAAUGGUUUGAAGGUUUUAGCUUUGAGUACCUGCCUUGGACCUUCAUCUUCACACACUACCCUUGAAGAAUUCUUCGCCUGACACCCUGCUAUCCCUCAGGACAUUCUGGACAUUUCUAGCACUUGAGGAGUAUGCACUCUCUUUUUGUGCGUGUGGGAUGCAAUACUGUAGCAAUCCUCAAAAUGAAAUGUAUAUUUUUGCUAGAAGUUCAAGCUCCAAGUGUUUUUAAUAAUAUAAAUAGCGACUGACAACUUUAAAUAAAUUGGAAAUAAAUAUUUAAGAAACUAUUAAAA